AUGUCCGUUUUAUUUUGGAACAUCUAUCUUAUUAUUAACCACGAUAUAUUCAGAAAGAGACUUCAUAAUAAGAAGGUUGUCCAUCGAGACAUUCGUUGGGAUAAUGUUGUAAAGUUCACAGAUGGUAAAUGGUUGUUAAUUGAUUUUGAGAAAGCUGCCAGAAUUGGAGAUGAAAGCGGACAUUUAAAGGAGGAAUCACUCGCCAAUAAAAGCUCAAUACUACUUAAUAAUAAUUGUUUAGAUAUCGGCCUCACAUUAAGAAAUAAAACAAAGUUUUUGCUACGACACUGCGCGAAACAUCAGAAUUAA
Messenger RNA from Rhizophagus irregularis DAOM 181602=DAOM 197198, 309 nucleotides. The record is from RefSeq and is a predicted model, not a curated record. NCBI's taxonomy places the organism in Eukaryota, Fungi, Glomeromycota, Glomeromycetes, Glomerales, Glomeraceae.